ACACACACACACACACUAAUUCUCUCACUAACUAACUAGGCUAAGCUAUUUAGCUAUCUAUUCAGCUAGCUAGCUAACUAGCUGGCUAUCUGUCUAUCUUUUAGUUAGAAUUAACUAGCAAUUUUGCCUUAUUUUUUCAACCACUUUUUACCACUACUAUUCUCAUUUUUCAACUAGUCUAUAGACGGAUUAAACGCUGACGCCUUGUGGUGUAUUCUCUGACUGAUAUACAGCCGAGUUUUUUUUUUUCAAAAUUAUUUGGAGGCUAACACAAGAAGAAAAAAAAUAAUCCCGUCUCCAUACACAAUCACAACAAGCGGGAGAAUGUCACAAUUCCAGCCUAUUUCACUUGGUCAAACAGUUCAGAUACCAUCUCAACAACAACAACAGCAACAGCAACAACAAAUUCUACAACAACAGCAAAAUCAAUGUCAACAGUAUCAACUGGAACCGUGUGAUAUUAAACCACAAUUCUCGUUAAUACCAAAUGUUUCACCGAAUUUAACUAACAACAAUAAUAACAUGAAUAUAUCAUCACAAAGUGGUAUAGGUAACUUUGGUGCUUUAAUGACAACAUUAGAUACCGUAGUCAGUGGGAUGAAUAACAAUAAUAACAACAAUAACAAUAACACAGGCGGUGGGCAAGCAGGACAAUUCGCUACACCGAUGAAUCACACAGAUGUCGCCUCACUUCUAAUGAAUCCAAGUAAACGUGCUGAAACAUUUGUCAUUGAUGAAGUCAAAGUUAUGUUAAAAGAGAUCGAGGCAAGAAAGCAUAUCCUACUGUCAUUAUCACCGUCGACAAAUCGUUUAAAACGUCGUGCAUGGGAAGAUGUAGCUAUGUCUAUGGCAGCUCGAUGGCCUCAUGCACCGAGAAGAACAGCUGAUCAAGUAAAGAAAAAAUGGGAAAAUCUCGUUUCUAAAACAAAACGUAAAGUCCGCGCUGGUCAUAUCACGCCAGAAUUAGAUUGGAAUGAGACAAAUGCUGCUGUUAUGCAAUUUCUUACACAACACAGUCCACCUGUCCGUCUAAGAUAUUUAUCAUCAAUUGGACCAUCUCUUUUAAGUCUUGGAGAUCUACAAGCAUCGUCAGCGUCGGCAUCGGGAUCUGCUUUGACAACAUCAGGUAUUGCUACUACAGCUAUGAAUGGUGGUGGUGGUAUAAAUGCCUUCAAUCAAACAAAUUCACAUAUUUAUGGAUUAUCGAAUACCUCAUUCUCAGAUCCAUAUAGUAAUAGUAAUCAUAAUAAUAAUAGUUCUAUUUUCUCCAAUAAUCAACAUUCAUCGCUUAUGCUGUCUUCUGAAAAGUCGGCUAUUCUUGAUUCCUGUCUACGACAAGAAAGUAUGAUUAAUAGUAAUAACAAUAAUAAUAGUAGUAGUAAUAGUAAUAACAAUACUACUACUAAUACUACUAAUGCUUGUAGUAGUAGUAAUAAUAACAGUAUAAAUGGGCAACAUUCUUUUAUCAAUCAUGAUACAAAUGAUUUGAAUUCAUUCAACAAUGCUGGAUCAGGUAGCGGAGGACCAGGUGCAGGUGGUGGUGGCGAUAAGCAACAACAUUUAAAUACUUCAACAGAAGAUAAAGAUGUUGACAUGACGACAGGAAAUAGUAAUAAUAUUAAUAAUAAAAGUCAAAAUCAUGGAGAUUCAUCAGAAGUAGUUGGCAAUAUCACUGGAUCAGUGAAUGAAUCCUUUCUCUCCUCCUUUUCACCAUUCAAUCAAUCAUUUCUUAAUUUCGGUCUACCUGCAUCAAAUCAUCAUGAUUCCCUCUACACAACAUUUAAUCAGGAUAUUCAAAAAGAACUGUAUUCACAAUUAAAACAAGAACAUGAAUUACGCAUGGAUAUAUUACGUUUACAAAAACAAGCAUGGCUAUUACAAAUGAAUUUAUUUAAAAAAAUGAAAGUUGAACAAAUCUCUAGCUUGUUUUCAUCACCACAACUUUCUUUGCCAACAACAACAACACCUACUCCUACUACUCCGCCUAGCAAUGCUACUACUACUAAUAGUGUUGUGAGUAGUACCAACAGCACUGGCUGUAGUAAUACCUCUGUCUCUACUUCACUGUCAUCUUCAUUAACUGUGCCAUCAUCAAAUGAAGUAAAUCAUUCGGCGAUGAAUACUUCAACAUCUGUUCCUUCAAUAAAUCCAUCAGCUACUCCUGUCACUGCUAGUCGGACGAGUACUCCUACCGCUACUGCUACUUCAAUUACCAAGCCUAAUUCGUCUGCUCAACAUUCAAAUAUCAAUCAUCAGGGUGAAUCGAAUUCUACUCCAGAGACUCGGCCAUUAUCACCAAUGUUUCCAGGGGAUGCGAACAGUCAUCCUCCCCCUACUCCUCAUCAUCAGAAUGUUGUAUUGACAAAUGUUGAGAAAAUAGAGGGUUAAUCUAUAGAAUACAUUGUGUGUCUGUAUGUGUGCGUGGGGAGUGGCAUAAUCUGAUCACAAUGUGUGAAUGUGACACACGCAUACACACAUCUAGCAAACAAACACGGACAUGAAUUGUGUUAUAUGGUUAAAAAUGUUGUGAAAGUUUUUUGCUGUGUGUGUGUGUGUGUGUGGUUUUUCCGAUA
Messenger RNA from Trichobilharzia szidati, 2573 nucleotides. The record is from the annotation of a GenBank genome assembly. NCBI's taxonomy places the organism in Eukaryota, Metazoa, Platyhelminthes, Trematoda, Strigeidida, Schistosomatidae.